Molecule: messenger RNA, 1077 nt
Organism: Coccidioides immitis RS
Lineage: Eukaryota; Fungi; Ascomycota; Eurotiomycetes; Onygenales; Onygenaceae
Exons: 4
Coding region: 1-1005 (334 amino acids)
Molecular function (GO): hydrolase activity
Source: RefSeq, a predicted model, not a curated record
AUGGUCGCGAUAACUGUCCCGCAGACUCUGGCGGGCUACGGCCUCAGCACGUUUGAGAUCGAGGCAGGCGGGUCUUGCAUUCGCGGGGUUUCGAGGGGCAUCUUCAGAGAAGAUGGCAGCACUAAUGGUGGUUACGAGGAGCCAAUACUGGUGUUGAUUCAUGGAUAUCCGCAGACAUACUUCAUGUGGCGCCAUAUAAUCAAACUUCUCCCCAAGACGACUCGGCUCUUCGCGCCCGAUAUUCCCGGAUACGGCUACAGCUCUCCCUGCGAAUUCGGACACGACAAGGCGACCGUCGGGAAGGCCAUCCUCGCCUCUCUCUCCGCGUAUCUCAAAACAUCACAGACAGCGCAGCCGCAGCGCGUGAUCCUCAUCGGCCAUGACCGCGGCGCACGCAUCUGCCAUCAACUGGCUGUCGACGCGGCGCAACAUAUGUCCUCUUUCACCAUACUGGGUACCGUACUGAUGGACAUUGUCCCGACAGUCGUUCAGUGGCAGGGGAUGUCGAACGUGGCCGAGGCGAAGGGGUACUUCCACUGGCCGUUCUUGGCGAACGCGGAGCUGGCGACGAAGAUGAUACUACAGAUCGGCGGGGACAAGUUCAUCCGAGAGCUCAUGGGGCGGUGGACGGGAAGCAGUGAGAAGGCAAGAGCGCGGGCUGCGGCUGAUGAUGCGCUGGAGAUGUAUGAGCGGCCGUUCAGGUGGGAUAGCGUUGUGCGGGCCUCGUGUCAGGACUACGAGGCCGGUGCCACAGUGGACGUGAGGAUGCAGGAGGAGGACCAGAAGAAUGGACGCAAGAUGGAGAUGCCCGUGCUAGUGCUGCACUCCGCGGGAAUUGGGCGGAGGUUCGACAUGAAUGUCUGGAAGGAUUGGGUUGCUGAUGGCCAGCUGCUGACGGUUGUCGGGCUGGAGGAGGGUGUAGGACACUUUGUUCCCGAGGAAGAUCCAGAGAGCUGUAUGGCUGCCAUGACUGAUUGGAUGCAGAAGAUCGGAGUGCAGCUUUAGGCACGUAGGUAUGUCCUGUACAUAUGUAUGCUAUGCUUCGUUAAACCAAAAGGCUAUAGAGUACUAAGUAUG